AUGUCACAUCUCCAGUACUUUGACUACCCCGGCUUCGGUGAGCGAUCCAAGAAGGAAUUCAACUACAGUCAAGCCGUACGCAUUGACAAUCGCAUUGAAAUAUCCGGCCAAGGUGGCUGGGAUCGCCUCACCGAAGAGUACCCUGAAGACACUGCCAAAGAGGUCGACCAGGCUUUUGACAAUGUCGAACACGCACUUCAGCAAGCAGGCGGAAAGGGUUGGGAUCAGGUCUACAAGACACGUAUCUACAUCACGGUGCCCAUGGAUGAUAUUGCGGAGCCCAUUGUUCGGAAUAUCCACGCGAGGUGUACGAACCAUGGGCCGCUUAUGACGCUAGUACAAGUUGUAGCGUUGUACAAGACUAUGAGAAUUGAGAUUGAGGCGGAGGCACAUUUGGGUUGA
This is a messenger RNA of Cucurbitaria berberidis CBS 394.84, 402 nucleotides long. Its product is annotated as YjgF-like protein. Lineage: Eukaryota; Fungi; Ascomycota; Dothideomycetes; Pleosporales; Cucurbitariaceae. Bases 1 to 402 code for a protein of 133 amino acids. The transcript has 2 exons. The record is from RefSeq and is a predicted model, not a curated record.